Molecule: messenger RNA, 2600 nt
Organism: Ictidomys tridecemlineatus (thirteen-lined ground squirrel)
Lineage: Eukaryota; Metazoa; Chordata; Mammalia; Rodentia; Sciuridae
Source: RefSeq, a predicted model, not a curated record
UGGGCCGCGGGUUCUCUUUCGCUGCUUACUGGGGAGACGGGUGAAGGGCGAGGGGUGAAGAAGAACGCAGGGCCAGCGCCCGGCCUUCUUGCCGCCCCGGGAGCCGGCCCGCACCUUCUCUGAGGCGCUAGUUCCGGGGCCCUGCUCCCGGCCUCCCCUCGCCCUGUAUCCCGGUGUGUCCAACUCCGCGUGAACCUCACGAUUUCGCCCUCUGACCCCUCCUCCCUUGAGACACGUCCAGACCUCACAUGGUUUUGACUGAUUUUAAAGACUAAGUUGUGGGUUUCCCACAGCUUUGCCGCUGUUGAGGAGUUGCGUUUGGGAGUGGACACAAACAAAUCAGAAGAAAGAACCAGCUUCACAGGCAAGAUUAACAGCUGUGGUCACUCAUUUCAUGCUCUCUGUCUGCAUUCUGACUGGAAAUACUGGGAUCCUUUCCAUCAUGCCAACGGUGGUGGUAAUGGACGUAUCCCUUUCCAUGACCCGACCUGUAUCUGUCGAGGGGUCCGAGGAAUACCAGCGUAAGCACUUAGCAGCCCACGGUUUAACAAUGCUGUUUGAGCACAUGGCCACAAAUUACAAGCUUGAAUUUACAGCGCUCGUGGUUUUUUCAUCACUUUGGGAGCUGAUGGUCCCCUUUACAAGAGAUUAUAACACCUUACAGGAAGCACUAAGUAACAUGGACGAUUAUGACAAAACCUGCUUGGAAUCCGCAUUAGUUGGUGUUUGCAAUAUCGUUCAGCAGGAAUGGGGUGGUGCAAUUCCUUGCCAGGUUGUUCUAGUAACUGAUGGCUGUCUUGGCAUUGGUAGAGGGUCACUGCGACAUUCCUUAGCUACUCACAAUCAAAGAAGUGAGAGCAACAGGUUUCCACUACCUUUUCCUUUCCCGUCUAAGUUAUAUAUCAUGUGCAUGGCAAAUUUGGAAGAGCUUCAGAGCACCGAUUCUUUGGAAUGCCUUGAACGUCUCAUAGACUUAAACAAUGGUGAAGGGCAAAUAUUUACUAUUGAUGGCCCCCUGUGCCUGAAAAAUGUACAGUCUAUGUUUGGAAAACUGAUAGAUCUGGCUUAUACACCUUUCCAUGCUGUUCUCAAAUGUGGCCACCUAACUGCUGAUGUACAAGUCUUCCCCAGGCCAGAACCUUUUGUUGUAGAUGAAGAAAUUGAUCCUAUCCCCAAAGUCAUUAACACAGAUUUGGAAAUAGUGGGAUUUAUAGAUAUAGCUGAUAUUUCAAGUCCCCCAGUUCUCUCCAGACAUCUGGUCCUACCUAUAGCACUUAACAAAGAAGGCGAUGAGGUGGGUACUGGCAUCACUGAUGACAAUGAAGAUGAAAAUUCAGCCAAUCAGAUUGCAGGCAAAAUACCCAACUUCUGUGUCCUGCUCCAUGGCAGCCUAAAAGUGGAAGGAAUGGUGGCAAUUGUUCAAUUAGGUCCUGAAUGGCAUGGAAUGCUCUACUCCCAAGCUGACAGCAAGAAGAAAUCAAACCUCAUGAUGUCUCUCUUUGAGCCUGGUCCAGAACCUCUCCCAUGGCUAGGGAAAAUGGCACAACUGGGUCCUAUUUCAGAUGCUAAAGAAAACCCUUAUGGUGAGGAUGACAAUAAGAGUCCAUUCCCCCUGCAGCCCAAAAACAAACGCAGUUAUGCCCAGAACGUGACUGUUUGGAUCAAACCCAGCGGCCUGCAGACAGAUGUACAGAAGAUUUUAAGAAAUGCAAGGAAACUACCUGAAAAAACACAGACAUUCUAUAAGGAGCUGAACCGUUUACGAAAAGCUGCCCUGGCCUUUGGUUUCCUGGACCUGCUCAAAGGGGUGGCUGACAUGCUGGAAAGGGAGUGCACGCUGCUGCCCGACACUGCCCACCCUGAUGCCGCAUUCCAGCUGACCCAUGCUGCCCAGCAGCUCCAGCUGGCCAGCACUGGCACCUCAGAGUAUGCUGCUUAUGAUCACAACAUCACACCUUUGCAUACAGACUUCUCCGGGAGCAGUACUGAAAGAAUGUGAAACUGGCUUUUGGAACCUUUUUUUUUUUUUUUUUCCAUUUUAACUGAAAAUGAUUUAGAGCCAAAGCUUUUCCAGUAUGUUCACCUGGAACAACCACUCAUAAACCUUCCUGAGGCUGGCUCAGAACACCACUUACUGGUUUAAAUGACUUCGAUAGUCUAAGAAGGAUCUGAGGGUGAUUAGCUGGUGCUUCCUGGACCUAGACGGCUGUUGCUCCCUGAGGGGCAAAUCUCUUGAGAAGCUUGAAAGACUAUGAGCAUGGAGCUACCCCGCCUUCCCCAGGAAACUUGACUGGCAAGGGUGCAGUUCUCUGGCUUCCAGAAGCAUCAUCUCCAGGUUUGUCUCAACCAUUAGGAUAUUUUCAAGCUUCUGUCUUUGGGAUGAGCAACCCAGACUGCCUGGGACUUGUUGAGUCCAAACCCAACUCCACUAUGUUCCAGAACUUUCCUUAGAACUUGGUAAAACAUGGUGGUAACCCUUAGGUGCUUUUGGUGUAUCUUGAGAUACUAACUUUUAAACAGCAAUCACAUGUGUAAAAUGAUUCCCGUCUCUUCAAGCUUUUCUUUUUUAAUAAAAAUAAAAUAUUUGAUUUUCUAUAAAA